Phragmites australis (common reed) is the source of this 1382-nucleotide messenger RNA. Its product is annotated as transcription factor BHLH6-like. The record is from RefSeq and is a predicted model, not a curated record. Lineage: Eukaryota; Viridiplantae; Streptophyta; Magnoliopsida; Poales; Poaceae. Bases 80 to 943 code for a protein of 287 amino acids. Gene Ontology annotation, molecular function: DNA-binding transcription factor activity; protein dimerization activity; sequence-specific DNA binding. The transcript is spliced from 4 exons. Gene Ontology annotation, cellular component: nucleus. Gene Ontology annotation, biological process: regulation of DNA-templated transcription.
GGAGCCUAUAUAGAGGCUCGAGAGCUGCACAGUCCCGCAGAUCUGAGGCAGGGGAAGCAGAGGAGGAAGAGAAGGAGGCAUGGACCCGGAGAUGGGCGACAGCUUCGAGUACUACUGGGAGACGCAGCGCUACCUCGAGUGCGAGGAGCUCGUCGGCAGCAUGUACGUGGGCAGCGGCGGCGCGUGCGAGGACGCCACGUCUUACUACGACUCCAACUCGCCGGACGGGUCGCACUCGUCGUCGGCGCGGGCGGGGAGGAGCGAGGUGGUCGCGGUUGACACGGGGGCCGGGGGCGCGGCAGGGGCGAACAAGAACAUCCUCAUGGAGCGCGACCGUCGCCGCAAGCUCAACGAGAAGCUCUACGCGCUCCGCAGCGUCGUGCCCAACAUAACCAAGAUGGACAAGGCGUCAAUCAUCAAGGACGCGAUCGAGUACAUCGAGCAGCUGAAAGCCGAGGAGCGGCAGAUGCUCCAGGAGGUGCGCGCCCUCGAGGCCGCCUCCGGUUUGGCGGGCGGCGCGGAGGAGCACUACUACAGCGAGGGCCUCCUCCUGCAGGCCGAGCGGGGGAAGAAGAUGAAGCGGGCGCAGUCCGUGCCGUCCAUCACCAGCGGCGCGUCCCCGCCGGUGGAGGUGCUCGAGCUACGCGUGUCGGACGUGGGCGACCGCGUGCUGGUUGUGAGCGUUACGUGCAGCAAGCGCCGCGACGCCAUGGCCCGGGUGUGCCGCGCGCUCGAGGAGCUCCGGCUCAAGGUCAUCACCGCCAACAUCACGUCCGUCGCCGGGUGCCUCAUGCACACCGUCUUCGUCGAGGAAGAGAGAUCGGGUCAAAAAAUCGUCGUCCUGUUCCUAGGUGGACGAACGCCACGUCACUCGUCAUCACAUGGCGCCAAUCAUCGUGAUUCUUUUGGGGGAGCUAAUCAGAUCUGCAUUGUCGCUGCCUAAUCACGUGCUUAUUAAUCAACUCGAAUCCGCACGUGCUUCACAUGCAGAAUUGAGUAGAGAGAAACGGGAGCAGAGGACGCCCUUGUAGUGGGGGACGAAUGGAAAACGACCGCCACGUGCUCCACGCGGCUCAUCGAUCUUUUCAUUCCAGUACUACUACCACCACAACUUCUUUUUCACAUGUCGUGAUUGUUUUCUGUUCUAUGUGGAGCACAGUUUGCACGUGCUCGAGUCGUUAGGCCAGCAAAAAAUUCCGUUCUAUCAUUUAUGACGUAAGUUAAUGUUCUCUUAACUCUUUUUUCUUACAUAUAAAUUUAUAUGAUUAGCGUAUGGUUAGUUGAAAAUGCGUAGAAUAUGAACAUACGAUAUGUGGGUGGUUGACUUUGGUAUCAACUCGAUUGUUAUUUUGAAAAAAAAACUUCAGCAUCAACGCAUGCUG